Fusarium verticillioides 7600 is the source of this 315-nucleotide messenger RNA. RefSeq lists its product as hypothetical. The transcript has a single exon. The record is from RefSeq and is a predicted model, not a curated record. The coding region runs from base 1 to 315 and encodes 104 amino acids. Lineage: Eukaryota; Fungi; Ascomycota; Sordariomycetes; Hypocreales; Nectriaceae.
AUGGCCUCUGAGCUUAAAGAAUACCUCGUCAUCAUCCCUGAUCUUCCCGACGUCCUAGCCAAACGACAAGUCCUACUCAAGCCUCACAACCAAGACGCAGCUCCCCUAGUCAAAGCCGGCCGUGUCCCCUUCUUCGGCAGCACCCUUGCUCACCACAGCGCCGAAGGCCAACAAGUCGCCGAGAAUGGAACAGUCAUGAUCAUCAAAGCUGAGAGCGAGGAGGAGAUCAAGGAGAUCAUCCGAAAAGAUAUUUUUACGAUUGAGGGGGUUUGGGAUUUUGGAAGGUUGUCUAUCUGGCCUUUCAAGAGUAAAUGA